Protobothrops mucrosquamatus (brown spotted pit viper) is the source of this 712-nucleotide messenger RNA. It is a transcript of the gene PSMB6, whose product is annotated as proteasome subunit beta 6. The transcript has 6 exons. Gene Ontology annotation, cellular component: proteasome core complex. The record is from RefSeq and is a predicted model, not a curated record. Bases 1 to 702 code for a protein of 233 amino acids. Gene Ontology annotation, molecular function: threonine-type endopeptidase activity. NCBI's taxonomy places the organism in Eukaryota, Metazoa, Chordata, Lepidosauria, Squamata, Viperidae.
AUGGCGGCGACGAUGGCAAUGACUGGGACGGCGGCGGGUCCGAGCCUCGGGCUGGCGGGCGGCUGCCCGGACUGGACCCACCAGGCGGAGAGCACCGGGACCACCAUCAUGGCCGUGGAGUUCGAGGGCGGCGUGGUCAUCGGGGCGGACUCCCGCACCACCACCGGGUCCUACAUCGCCAACCGCGUGACGGACAAGCUGACCCAGAUCCACGACCGCAUUUUCUGCUGCCGCUCCGGCUCCGCCGCCGACACCCAGGCCAUCGCCGACGCCGUCGCCUACCAGCUGGGCUUCCACAGCAUUGAGCUGGACCAGCAGCCCCUGGUGCACACGGCGGCCAACCUUUUCAAGGAGAUGUGUUAUCGGUACCGUGAGGACCUGACGGCCGGGAUCCUGGUGGCUGGCUGGGACCGGCGCAAGGGUGGACAGGUGUAUUCUGUCCCCAUGGGGGGCAUGAUGGUUCGCCAGCCCUUUUCCAUUGGGGGCUCCGGCAGUUCCUACAUCUACGGCUUUGUGGAUGUUUCUUACAAGCCCGGAAUGAGUAAGGAGGAGUGCCUGACUUUCACAGCCAAUGCACUUGCCCUGGCCAUGGAUCGCGACGGCUCGAGUGGUGGGGUGAUCCGUCUGGCUGCCAUCACCAAGGACGGUGUGGAGCGCAAGGUCAUUCUUGGCAAUGAACUGCCCCGGUUUUCCUCCGUCUGAGAUGGAUGGG